Messenger RNA from Plasmodium gonderi, 1074 nucleotides. RefSeq names its product variable surface protein. Bases 1 to 1074 code for a protein of 357 amino acids. The transcript is spliced from 3 exons. NCBI's taxonomy places the organism in Eukaryota, Apicomplexa, Aconoidasida, Haemosporida, Plasmodiidae. The record is from RefSeq and is a predicted model, not a curated record.
AUGACAGACCAAAGUGGGAAAGAAUGGCAUGAUGAGUUGGAUUGGCUACCUUCAUUUGAUAUAUAUAAUAAAUUGGAAAGCGUAAAUGUAUCAGGUAUUAAAAGUGAUUGUGAUGAUUUAAAAAGUGUGAAUAAAGAUGUAGUACAGAUAUGCAAAAUGGUGGCAGAAAAUUUAAGGGAUUUAGAUAACUUAAGAUCUAAUGUACCUACAGAUCCUUGUUAUUAUAUGCAACACUGGACGUAUUAUAAAUUAAGAAAAUUAAUUUCUGUACAUCCCAAUUCAAUUAAUAAAGAAAGUAUUUAUGAUAAACUUAAAAAAAUAAUGGAUAAUAUUAAUAAAGAAGUAUUAAAAAGGCACCCCUGCAAAUACUAUUUUGAUGGUGAAUUCAGUGAAUGGAAAAUUGAGAAAGAUUUCCAUGAUUACUUUAGAAAUUAUGACAGUAUUAAAAACUGCAAUCCUGAAAAACAUGAUUGUGAAAAACUAUUGGAAUAUGUUACCCAUAUUACUAAUUUGUAUAGAGAGAAAGAAGAAGACUGUUGUUUUUAUGGAAUGUUGGAUCAAGAUUACUGCAGACCGUAUUUUAAAUGUGAACCCGAUUACAAUCCUCAUGAACUUCUAAGUAUAUUAAAAGACAAAAUUCAAGAAUCAAAUAAAGUAAAGGACACAGAAACGAAGGCUGAAAACAGUGUAAAGGAUAAUAUUAAUGUGGUUCCACAUUCAGACGGUAGCUUGUCGGAUGAAGCUAAUGAUGAAACCCUUCCUACAACAUCACGUGAUAUAUUAUUUGAGGAUACUACUUCUUACAGUGCAUUAGAAAAAUUAUAUGAUAUGUUUAAUUUAAAUUAUUUUCGUCCAUCUAUCGUAGUAGCAUCACUUCUUGGAACAUCCCUCUUUUUAUUUUUUUACUAUAAGUCUACUUCCCUUGGAUCAAGUGUAAAUAAGAAGGAAUUAAAGAAAGACAUAUUUAACUAUAAUUAUGAUGAAUACCAUGACAAAUUGUCGGAAUAUGAAGUAGAUUCACAAUUUUUAGGUCAUAAGAAUGAACGUAUAUAUUUGUCUUAUUCUGGUACAUAA